GUACUACCAGUACACACAGAGGUUCACCACGUCAGAGCGCCAAACUCAGCGGAUGACCGGAGUCGGAGCAAAGUGCACACAGGAAGCCGCUUGUGCACGACUCGCUCCUCCGUGGUCUCCACCGCUCGCCAGAAUGCGGCGGUGUUACGGCAAAGUCCUGCGUCCUCUGUGGCUCUCUCCAAUCGGCGUCUUGUGUUUUUCGAUGUUCUGGGUCGCACCUGUGAUGUUACACCCGCAGUGUUUGGAUUUUAAGCCUCCCUUCCGACCGCUGAGGGAGCUCGACUUUUGCGUCAUGUAUAAGGACUUUGGUUGCUGUGAUUAUCAGAAGGACCAGGAGCUGAUGGCCAGGUUCUAUCAAGUUAUGGAUCAUUUUGAUUAUCACGGAUACGCAAACUGUGCGGGCUACGUCCUGGAGCUGCUGUGCCAGGAAUGUUCUCCCUAUGCAGCUCACCUCUUUGAUGCAGAGGACCCGAGCACCCCGGUCCACACCAUCCCUGGCCUCUGUCAGGACCACUGCUUCCAGUUUUGGAAAAAGUGCAGCUCUGCCAUCCCCUUCCUGUCGGACGACCCACACAUAGCCAAAGUCAAAGAAGACCAGGCACGUUUCUGCGAGUAUGUUGGGCUUGGUGACGUGGACUACUGCUACCCACACCUCCUUAGCAACCAAAAGCUCACUCAGAAUCUGGGUCGAGUUCAGUCAGACUCAGAAGGCUGUCUGCAGCUGUGUCUGGAAGAAGUGGCCAACGGUCUGCGGAACCCACUAUCCAUGGUCCAUGCUAACGACGGCACACAUCGUUUUUUUGUGGCAGAACAGUUGGGCUUGGUAUGGACCUACCUUCCUGACCGGUCCAAAUUGCUGAGGCCAUUUUUGAACAUUACCAAGGCAGUGUUAACAUCAUCAUGGGAAGGGGACGAGAGAGGCUUUCUAGGACUCACUUUUCACCCCAAGUACAAGUACAAUGGAAAGCUGUAUGUGUAUUACUCAGUGGAGGUGGGUUUUGAUGAAAGGAUCAGGAUCAGUGAGUUCCGUGUAUCUACCAAUGACAUGAAUUUAGUGGAUCACACCUCUGAGCGGGUUAUUCUGGAGAUCGAUGAGCCUGCAUCAAACCACAAUGGAGGGCAACUGCUCUUUGCAGAUGAUGGUUACUUGUACAUUUUCACAGGUGACGGUGGAAUGGCAGGAGACCCAUUUGGGAAAUAUGGGAAUUCUCAGAACAAGUCAGCUCUCUUGGGUAAAGCUCUGCGCAUUGAUGUGGAUGACAAUGAGAGAGGCCCAUUGUACAGAAUCCCUCCAGAUAACCCCUUCAUACACGAACGAGGAGCUCGACCUGAGAUUUAUGCUUAUGGUGUCCGCAAUAUGUGGAGGUGCUCGGUGGACCAGGGUGAUCCUCGAACGAAAGAAGGAAAGGGAAGAAUCUUCUGUGGGGACGUAGGCCAGAACAAGUUUGAAGAGAUUGACAUCAUAGAGAAAGGGCGGAACUAUGGCUGGAGAGCUAAAGAGGGCUUCUCCUGCUAUGAUAAGAAACUGUGUGCCAACAGCUCACUAGAUGAUGUCUUGCCUAUUUAUGUAUAUUCGCACAAGAUGGGAAAAUCAGUGACUGGAGGUUACGUAUACCGAGGCUGUGAAAACCCCAACCUGAAUGGCAUGUACAUAUUUGGAGACUUCAUGAGCGGGCGUUUGAUGAGUCUGCAGGAGGACAGAAACACAGGGCAGUGGAAAUACAACGAGAUCUGUAUGGGGAUGGGCCGAACUUGCGCCUUCCCUGGACUCAUAAACAACUACCACCAGUACAUCAUCUCCUUUGCUGAGGAUGAAGCUGGCGAGCUGUACUUCAUGUCCACUGGAAUACCAAGUGCUACGUCACCUUCAGGAGUCGUUUAUAAAGUGGUGGAUCCCUCAAGACGUGCUCCACCGAGACAGUGUCACUAUGACCCUCUUCCUGUCAGAGUAAAAAGUCAUCUCAUCAAAUUUGUUCCGCAGGAAUCAUUGAUUGGACUUGAGCCAUUAAGCAAAAAUAUGCCCGAGCCACAACCCACAGAAUCACAUGACUGGCUCCAAGAGCUCAUUGACCAUCUAGGUGAACCAGGACCACACCUGGCCACCCCUCUACCAACCAUGACCACCACCAAACCACCCAGACAGUCAAGACGGAAAGGUCGGCGCAGGAAGGAAAAAUCCAGAGUAGAAACUGCACCAGAGAUCCAGAGUGGAAUGGUAAGGCUGGUCGGAGAUGAACAAGGUCGCGAUGACCGUGGACGGGUGGAGAUCUACAUUAACAGGGAGUGGGGCACUGUGUGUGACGACCUAUGGACCACCAAGAAUGCUGCUGUGGUUUGCCGGCAGCUAGGCUUCCAAUACGCUCUGAAAGCAGCCAAGAACUCAGAGUUUGGUGAGGGGAAGGAUCUGCGGAUUCUUCUGGAUGAUGUUCAGUGUGAAGGGACAGAGUCCAGCCUGCUGGACUGCAGACACGCCGGCGUUGGUACAAAUAACUGUGCCCACUAUGAAGAUGCAGGGGUGAUCUGUGGCAACUCAGACUUUGUUAUUGAAGUCUAAAAGUGUGACUACUAUAAAGUCAGAGCUAAUUAUGAUUAACUUAACCUGUUUUCUUAAAAAUCCAACAUCAAUUUAACACUGUCAUAAACAGGUAUUAUGAGGACUUUUCACAUUCCCAUAAAUGAGCUGGGAUUCUUUGAUGACAUCCAACGCUGUUUAUCCAAGCUCUUUCUUCACUAAUGUCUUCUACUUGUCUGCAGAGGCACUUUACAAAUUUUACUCAACCGUAAAUAAAUAUAAUCAAAAGUUUCUAUGAGAGUUGAUUUUUAUAUUUUCAUGACAGACUUUAAUGUUUAAUUUGAAUGUAUGUUUAGCAUUGAUUUAUUACAGUUACAUAUUAGACAGAGUAUUUCCUAAUGUGUUGAAUGUUCACCACCUAUUGAAUGAAUGUAUUGUUAUAUCCUGAGGUUACCAUGUUGGUAUGUGAUUUUAAUAAAAGCUUCAAUUCUAGUCUCUA
This is a messenger RNA of Hippoglossus stenolepis (Pacific halibut), 3011 nucleotides long. RefSeq names its product HHIP-like 1 (gene hhipl1). Bases 53 to 2554 code for a protein of 833 amino acids. NCBI's taxonomy places the organism in Eukaryota, Metazoa, Chordata, Actinopteri, Pleuronectiformes, Pleuronectidae. The transcript is spliced from 9 exons. Gene Ontology annotation, cellular component: membrane. The record is from RefSeq and is a predicted model, not a curated record.